UCUCUUUUUUCCUCUAAUCUCUUCUUUUUCAUUAAAAACAUCAAGCUAAUGAGUUCCAAUUCUCUUCAUUGAUGACAAAUGGUUUUCAAUAAGGUGUUCUUCUUCUUCUACAACAACUUCAUGGGCUUCCGAAGUAGGCUGAGAUGCAAGCAAGCAACCCCACUUCCUCACGGUGGAAAUUUGAGCCUUCGACCUAUUACACCUGAUGAUUGUGCUAUUGUAACUCUUUCGAGCCCCGAGAAGGCAUUGGAGGGCGAGACAUGUUGCGUGUGCUUGUCAAGUAUGGGGAACAAGGAUGGGGAUAGAGACAAGGGGGUUGGCACAAGCACGAGUGUUCUUCCUUGCUUGCACGAGUUUCAUAAGGUAUGCGUCGAUCGAUGGUUUGAAGAGUGUCGGAGAACUUGUCCGAUAUGUCGAUAUUCGAUGGAAGGAGGAGGGAGUCAUGAAGAUGGGACUAAUCAAAUACUCACUGAUGAGAUGGUGAUAUGGUUUUCUUCUUUCCACACCUCUGGUUUUUGAGCUCUUUUGCUUUGUUAAUUACAUCUUAUUCAAAAAGCUAUGAAGCUUUUGCAAAAAUGCUUCCCUUUUGAGAUCCCAACCAGGUAAAAUCAAUAUGAUUUUGACUAAUGUCAGUUGGAUGGCUCU
Molecule: messenger RNA, 645 nt
Organism: Benincasa hispida (wax gourd)
Lineage: Eukaryota; Viridiplantae; Streptophyta; Magnoliopsida; Cucurbitales; Cucurbitaceae
Biological process (GO): ubiquitin-dependent protein catabolic process; protein ubiquitination
Cellular component (GO): plant-type vacuole
Molecular function (GO): ubiquitin protein ligase activity
Source: RefSeq, a predicted model, not a curated record